Diaporthe citri is the source of this 1164-nucleotide messenger RNA. RefSeq lists its product as uncharacterized. Lineage: Eukaryota; Fungi; Ascomycota; Sordariomycetes; Diaporthales; Diaporthaceae. Gene Ontology annotation, molecular function: oxidoreductase activity. The record is from RefSeq and is a predicted model, not a curated record. The transcript has 5 exons. Bases 1 to 1164 code for a protein of 387 amino acids.
AUGCGUACCAGUCUCAUCAGUCUGUUCAGCGUGGUUGGGAGCGUACUGGGUGCACCAGCCAUAAAUAACUACCGAAACAACACUGUUUUGGCAAAUUUGCAGGAACGGGCACUAGCAGCUCUGAAGGCUGCUGAGCGCAACUCGACCAGCUCAGAUGGAUGCAGUCUUUCCAAUGCAGCGGUGCGCAAAGACUGGGCCGCGCUGAGUUCCGACGAGAAGAAGGAAUACAUUGGCGCCGUGCAGUGCCUGCUGACGUUGCCAUCAAAGUCGGAUCCAACGUUCGCCCCUGGAGCAAGGAGCAGGUAUGACGACUUCGUUGCCGUGCAUAUCAAUCAGACCCUCUCGAUCCAUGGAACUGGCAACUUCUUGACCUGGCACCGGUAUGUAACUUACGCAUACGAGACGGCACUCCGUGAAGAAUGCGGCUACCAGGGCUAUCAGCCAUACUGGAACUGGUUCGACUACACCGAUGACCUUACGAAAUCGCCCUUGUUUGAUGGAAGUGAGACAAGCAUGAGUGGCGAUGGGGCCUAUCUCGCCCACAACGGCAGCCUCUCCGGAGCCAACAACAUCUUCCUCCCAUCUGGCAACGGUGGUGGUUGCGUCACGAGUGGUCCUUUUACCAACAUGACUGUUCAUCUUGGCCCCGUGUCCCCAGGAAUGGCUGGGUUGCAACCAAACCCGAGCCCUGAUGGCCCGCUUGGCUACAACCCCCGCUGCCUCAGCAGAGACCUUGGCGACUACACUGCCUCAACAUGGUUCACGCCAGAGAACCUGCUCAACAUCACCGUCGGAGAUGCUUCUGCCAGCAUUGAGCUCUUCCAGAACGAACUACAGGGCCGCUUCGGAGAUCAGUUCCUAGGGAUGCAUGCAAGCGGGCAUAUGGCGGUCGGCGGCGAGGCGUCUGACCUAUUCUCAUCGAUCAACGAUCCCGGCUUCUGGUUUCAUCACUCUAUGGUUGACCAGGUGUAUUGGAUCUGGCAGGCCCUGCACCUCGACCAGGCAGAGACUAUCGCGGGCACCAUCACCAUUCUCAACCAGCCUCCAAGCCGGGAUACCUCUAAGGAUGACAUCAUCGAGCUGGGUGUGAACGCCCCGAGCGUUACUAUUGACGACGUGCUCAACACUCUCGGAGAAAGCCCUUUGUGUUAUGUGUACAUAUAG